AUGGCCAAGACAAAGACAAAAGCCCAGUCUAAACAGAAAGACAUCCUCCAUUCUACCAAUGCUCCGCUUGUCAAAUCCAAUCCCCUAAAGACAUCCCAGCGGUCUAUCGAAGAUCUCCUCACUGAAGCUGCGGCGCUCCUCGAACAGUCUCAACCCGAGCUUGCACUCCCACUUGCCGAGGAAGCCUUGCGCAGAUUAGAAGCAGAACGGCAAUCUGAAAAGAAUGACAAUGACGACACCGACAUCGACUCCCUCCUGCAACUUGCUGCAGAAGGCAAACCUACACUCCCAACAGCACUAACGCUUGGAGCGGAGAUCCAACUCGCCCUUGGGGAUGUGGAUGCUGCCAGGAAGAGCUUUACACGAGUCACGCAGAUCGACACGGACGGCGCCCUGGUGAGUGCAGAACCAUGGCUGUGGCUUGCCCAGGUGUGCGAGGAUGGCGGCCACGAGAGCAUAGCCCAUUUUGAAAAGGCGACGGAAGUUCUACGCAAUGAGAUCGAAGUUCUGGAGGACGAGGAGGCCCAGGUCUUGGAUCAAACUGCCAGAAUCCUGGAUGAAAAGAAAGCGAAACUGGCCAAUGCGCUGUGCGCCAUGGCGGAAGUCUACAUGACAGAUCUCAGCUGGGAAGACGACGCAGAGCAGCGGUGUGAGACUCUCGUCACCGAAGCCGUCGCUGUGUGCCCUGACCGACUCAGUGCCGGUGUUCUACAGACCCUCGCCAGUGUCAGAAUAAGCCAGACAAGGGUUGACGAUGCGCGCCAAGCCCUCAAACGCAGCAUGGACAUCUGGAAGGAUAUCCCACAGGAAGUUGUCGACAACGAUGAACGGCGGCCCGACUUUGCCACGCGAAUCAGUUUAAGCAGACUGCUCAUGGAAGUUGAACAGGAGGCCGAGGCCUUUGGAGUCCUCGAAGGUCUCAUUCGCGAAGACGAUCAGAGUGUCGAAUGCUGGUAUUUGGGCGGAUGGUGCCAUGUCCUCAUGUCGCAGAAGCCAGAUGUUGGGCCUGAGGCACAGACGAAGAGUCAAGAGACAGCGAAAACAUGGCUGGACACUUGCCUCAGACUGUAUCGCGUGCAGGAGUAUGAGGAUGAGAGGUUGCGAGACCAUGCCCUUGAGCUUGUCCAGCAGCUAAACAAAGUCCUUGGGGUUGAGGACCAGAUGGACGAUGACGAUGCUGCCUGGGAAGAUGAGGAAGAUGAAGAAGACGAGGAUGUCGACGAAGAUUUCGAGGUCGAGGUCGAGGCUAAUGGCCAUGAAGACGGGGAUGUAGAGAUGAGCUAG
Messenger RNA from Capronia epimyces CBS 606.96, 1284 nucleotides. RefSeq lists its product as uncharacterized. Gene Ontology annotation, molecular function: protein binding. The record is from RefSeq and is a predicted model, not a curated record. NCBI's taxonomy places the organism in Eukaryota, Fungi, Ascomycota, Eurotiomycetes, Chaetothyriales, Herpotrichiellaceae. Bases 1 to 1284 code for a protein of 427 amino acids. The transcript has a single exon.